This is a messenger RNA of Schistocerca piceifrons (Central American locust), 1785 nucleotides long. RefSeq lists its product as uncharacterized. Bases 133 to 1227 code for a protein of 364 amino acids. The record is from RefSeq and is a predicted model, not a curated record. Lineage: Eukaryota; Metazoa; Arthropoda; Insecta; Orthoptera; Acrididae. The transcript has 6 exons.
UUCACUGUUGAGCAGCGAACGGUGGAAGGACGGAGAAGAAUUACUCUGAGUGAUAUUGAAGCACACCUUUCGUAAUACGUCGGAAGAUUUUUCUUCGAGUUCUUCUGAAAGCUUCUUUUUUCAUUGUAUAACAUGCCUUUCAAGUCACUUACUGAUGCCGAAUAUGAAGACAUAUUUAAAGCAGCCAUUGGUGAUUGUUACGAAGUGGAAAGCAGUUUUGUGGGCGAUAUUUGCAAAUCACUUGCAUACAAAGGAAUCAAUAACCGUAAAACUGUUGAGGAUGAAGUAGUGACGCCUAAAGAAAACGAAGCGUUAACACCUGGGGAGACAGCAAAACAUGAAAGUCACACAUUAGUCAGCAGAACGGAAAAUGUUUCAGAAAAAGCAAAGAAAGUCAAGCUCUUUUCUGCUCCUGAGAUACUCGGUCAAAAGAUUAUUCCAGUAUUCAAAAGUAAACCGAAAACGAAAAUUCAAGAUCAUCCAGAAAAUAAUGCUACAAAAAAAAGCCCAGAGAAGGGAAAAGAAAAGGAUAAUCCAGAACAAGGACACGAAAAUGCCAUAAGUGGAAAGAAAAUAAGGAGAGAUGACUCCCUCGAUUACUGCAAGACAACAAGUAAAAACAAAGAAAGCCCACAGAACGCAAAAGAAAAGGAUAACCUGGAACAAAAACACCAAAAUGCCAAAAGUGGAAAGAAAAUAAGAAGAGAUGACUUCCUUGAUCACUGCAAGGAAACAAGUAAAAACGAAGACUUGGAUGAAAUAUGCUAUGCAACAUCUACUGAAAAGGCAUCUCCCAUCAAGUUAGAUAAAGAAUCUUCUGAAAUGACUGUCACUGUCCUCAAAGGCAAUAAAAAUGUUAAUAAAAAUAAAAUGCCUUCAAAGACAAGUGGGUCAUCCCUCAUAAAAUUAGGCAAAAAAACUUCUGAAAUGAAUUCCACUGUUCACAAAGGCAGGAAAAAUGUUAAUAAAGACAGAAUGCAGUCUGGGACAAAUAGCUCAGCUACUAUGAAAAGUACUUCACAGACAAGGAAGACUUCAAAGAAACCAAAGUUGUCCAACAGUACUAAGGAAAUGGAAACCUCAGUUGAAGCAGAUGAAUUAUCACCUAAAUGCCAGAGCUCUAACAAAACUACGACACCAGCACCAUCAGGAGAAGUUAUUUCAAAAGAAAGACCAUGUAAAGUAACUCUGUCCUCACACUCAAAGGUGAAUUUUUAUGUUGUUUAAGAUGAAAUGAAAACACAAGUUUUUAAGAUAUUGUAGUUUUACAAGUUAGAGUAACUUAAAUAAUUCUAGGUACAGAAUUGUGUUCUCAUGUAAUUUCCUGGAUUAUUACUUUAGUCUGUAUUUGUUGGUUAUGAUCAAACAAUGGAAACUCCAAGUAGGAAUAUCAACAAUGUAGGAAAAGACAGUUUGUUACUGAAUGUAAAGAAGUACCAGACAGGCACAAUUAAAAGACGCUUACAUAAAGCUUUCAGCCACAGUCUUCAUCAGUAGAGAGAGACACACACUGUUUACACACACAAACAGGCACACAUAUCCAGCCCAAGAUGCUGGAGUUGGCAGUCGUGUGUGUGUGAGGUGUGCCUGCUUGUGUGUGAAUGGUGUGUGUCUCUCUCUUUAUUGAUGAAGGCUGUACCUGAAGGCUUUACAUAAGUCUCUUUUUAUUGUGCCUGUCUGCAACUUGAUGUUGCUUCUUUACUGGUUAUAAGUCAAAGUUGUUCUUCGUGGUCUGUUUCCAGUAUUAUGUUAAACUGAGAAUUCAUUGAGUAAGAGCUACAACAG